AACUGGUCGAUGUCAUUAGUGCGUUGAAAACUCGCGAGUUGAGUCCUACACUUUGUUUUUUUUUAAACCUGUUGAAACAUCACAUUAUCUCAGUUUUUUACAUUGUGUCUCCUUCGAGUUUACGACUUUAUGUGGCGAGUGACGGACGGACUUCAUAAAUCCGCGGAACAAUUUAUCGAAUACUCCAUAUUUUCAAACGCAUCAGUAGGAUUUAAGUAGUGAUAAAUUAAAUUGACAUUUAUUACAAUGAGACAAGUAUAAUUUUCGUUUGACGUAAACUUAGAAUUGGUGGAUGAAAUUGUUACAUAGACAAAUAAAUUAAUUCGUAUUAAAUAUUUUGAUUGGUUAUUAAUAUUUAACGAAAAUGAUACAAGAUGGAAACGGGUUGUAAGAGGAAAAUGGAGAGGGGAUUUGUUUAAAGAACAAAGUAUGAUCGCACGUGUUUUGAAGACACAGCUCAUUUUGUGAAUCGACCUCGAAUUGGGUGACUGUGUUUAGCAUUUAGUAUAAUAGGACUUAUUUACAAUAACUACACAGUGCCACAGUGGAAAAAAUGAAGACGUUUUUGUAUAUAGCGUUUGCAGUAUUAGGGAUGGUGGUCGUAGAAAGUUACGGUCCAGGAGGCGGUGGUGGUGGUCCUGGGCGAGGUUGGGGCCAUGGUGGACCUGGCGGCCCUUGGGGCCACGGAGGUCGUGGUGGUCCGUGGGGACACGGUGGUCCUCACGGAGGUCCUCACGGUGGUCCUCCCGGUCCCCACGGCCAUCCGUGGGGUCACGGACCUGGAGGACCACACGGACACAUGUGGGGAGAUUCCGGUGAAAAUGACAGUGGACCUGAUGACUCUGACGAAGAUAGCUUCGAAAAAUAUGAUCCAGACGAUGAUUGGCACCGCAAACCUUGUAAAGGAUCUAUUUGCGGGAGACCAGAUAAAACAACACAACCAACAACUGCACCAACAAAACCGCCGACGGUACCAACAAAACCGCCGACGGAACCAACAAAGCCUCCAACAAAAGAACCGCCGAUAACCACCUACCAUCCUCCAUACACUUCACCAACAGAGCCACCAACCAUUCCUCCUGUGACCACAGAAAAACCCCGUCCUACAAGAACUGUACCUUCAGAACCAUCAUGGCCAACUAUGCAUCCUGAACCUCAUCCAGCACCCACCAAAAACACAUGGCCCACAGGACCCAUCUGGCCAACAAGGCCUACACGGGAACCCACAACUGAAGUGGUACCUGAAACAACAACGGAUGCAGAAGAAAUAUUUACUACCUUAUCACCAGAGAUUGAAAGUUGCAUAGAAUCCUGUCCCUCAACGCCUGAGUUUAAUCCUGUCUGUGGUACUGAUGGAGAAACUUAUCCUAAUGAAGGGAAACUGUUCUGUGCUAAAAGCUGUGGAGUCAAUGUGGAGAUAAGACGGAGAUCUGUUUGCCCACCGCCCGUCGAUAAUGGUGGUGAUCCGCCUCCUACUCAGAGGACCACGGCUCGUCCCUCACCAACACCUCCCAUGGGCCGAACCACACCUUUCUCCGAAUUCCAACAUUGCAUGAAGAGUUGUCGCAUAACUUCAACAUUCCAACCUGUUUGCGGUUCAGACCUAAUAACUUACAUGAACAUAGAUCGAUUGAUGUGCGCUCGAAGUUGCGGUCAAGAUGUUCAAGUUGUGUGUGACAAAGCGUGUAUUGCUUGUGGUAUCGUGCCUAAGACGACGCCCCCACCGACAGUUAAGCCACCAACAAUUCCACCACCAACAGUUCCACCACCAACAAUUCCACCACCAACAGUUCCACCACCAACAAUUCCACCAUCAACCCAUCCACCACCUACAGUGUCACCACCAACAACUCAAAACCCAUGUGGUAGAGUCAUUCCAGAUCCAGAUGUGCACAGAUGUAUUAAAAAUUGUCCUUUAACACAAGAAUUUAACCCUGUUUGCGGAACAAAUGGCGUUACAUUCAAGAAUCCUGGAUACUUGUUGUGUGCUCAAAUGUGUGGAAUUGAUGUGUGGGCAGCUAAAUUUGCUCCAUGUAACUCUGAGCCAACACCUCAGCCACCAACACGUCAGCCACCUACACCUCAGCCACCUACACCUCAGCCACCAACACCUCGGCCACCAACAACAAUUGAACCUCCUCCAGUCACUUUGCCUCCUAGUAUCGCGACUUGUAUACGGAAUUGCCCCGUGACAUCUGAAUAUGACCCAGUCUGCGGGACAGACGGUCUUACCUACACUAAUAUGGGAAAUCUGGUGUGUUCUAAAUUUUGUGGUGUUGACGUGAGAUUCAGAUAUAAAUCAAGAUGUUCCGACGAAUUUGAUCUCCGACCUACUACUCCAGAGGUUGAUGGCAAUAAGGAGGUGACCCAAACUUGGAAAACUGAACCGACCACCUAUAAUCCCCCUGUCACUCCUAAAUGGUCUACAACGCUAGGUUUCACCAUUCCACCUGACGUACUAGAUGACAUUUUUGGAACAAAGAAACCACAUACAACAAAAAAACCAAUUAAUCCUGACGAUGAAGAUGAAGAUCUCGAUUUAGAUUCUAGAUUUGGUCCAGGUCAUACAAUUGAUGUAGAUAAAGAUAAAUCUGAAAAAGAUAAAUCUGAAAAAGAUAAAUCUGAAAAAGAUAAAUCUGAAAAAGAUAAAUCUGAAAAAGAUAAAUCUGAAAAAGAUAAAUCUGAAAAAGAUAAAUCUGAAAAAGAUAAGUCUGAAACAGAUAAGUCUGAAACAGAUAAAUCUGGCAAAGUUGAAUCUAACAAAGAUGAGACUGAUAAAGAUAAACUUGACAAAGAUAAAUCAGAAACAAAAAAGCCUGACCAAGAUAAGUCUGACAAAGAAACAAAACAAGGUAGAAGCAGUAGUAAUAUAACAUUCCCCGAAUAAAGACUAAUUAGACUUAAAA
Molecule: messenger RNA, 2906 nt
Organism: Spodoptera frugiperda (fall armyworm)
Lineage: Eukaryota; Metazoa; Arthropoda; Insecta; Lepidoptera; Noctuidae
Exons: 7
Coding region: 554-2887 (777 amino acids)
Molecular function (GO): protein binding; serine-type endopeptidase inhibitor activity
Source: RefSeq, a predicted model, not a curated record